AGAAUCGUGCUUACCUCGAAAUCCAAUAGCCACCACUGUACAGUAACACUCACCACCCUGCUCCAUAAACCCUAGAUCUCUCCACUUGAGCGAUGUCGCUUGACAAAUCCGCUCUAAACCAGACGAAGCCGCUCCGGUGGGGUGAGCUUGAUGAGGACGACGGUGAGGAUUUAGACUUCCUCUUGCCGCCCAAACAAAUAAUAGGCCCCGACGAGAACGGGAUCAAGAAGGUAAUCGAAUACAAGUUCAACGACGACGGUGAUAAGGUUAAGAUAACGACAACGACCCGUGUCCGGAAGCUUGCCAAGGCCAGGUUGAGCAAGAGAGCAAUGGAGCGCAGAAAUUGGGCUAAGUUUGGAGACGCCGUCCAUGAGGAUGUUGGAAGUAGGCUUACGAUGGUUUCCACUGAGGAGAUCCUUCUCGAAAGACCUAGAGCUCCAGGUGCCAAAGUGGAAGAAACUAAGUUGCCUGGGGAUAACUUGGCCCAGUUAGGUAAAGGUGGAGCUGUACUCAUGCUGUGUAGAACUUGUGGUAAGAAAGGUGACCACUGGACAUCACGAUGCCCCUAUAAGGAUCUUGCUUCACAGCCUGAAGGCUUCAUUGAUAAACCGGCUGCAUCAGAGACUGUUGCUACUGCUGCUGGAGCCAUCAAGGGUGCUUAUGUGCCACCAAGCAUGAGAGCAGGUGCAGAAAGAACUGGUGGAUCAGAUAUGAGGCGUAGGAAUGAAGAGAAUUCAGUUCGUGUAACCAAUUUAUCAGAGGACACUAGGGAGCCUGACUUACUUGAACUGUUCCGUACAUUUGGUCCUGUGAGCCGAGUUUAUGUUGCUAUUGACCAGAAGACUGGUGUCAGCAGGGGUUUUGGCUUUGUCAACUUUGUAAACAAGGAAGAUGCUGAGAGGGCUAUCAACAAACUUAAUGGAUAUGGUUAUGACAAUCUAAUCCUUCGAGUUGAAUGGGCAACACCCAGAUCUAACUAGAUAAAUAGAGUUGCCCUUUGAUAUCUUCUGGUGAGCACAGUUUUCCUCUUUUCAUUCUCUUCUUGGGGCCUCCUUCUUGUUCUCCCAAAUCUUUGUUGAUAAAAGUUAUUUAUAUUUAAGAUUUUGUUGUUGAUACAAGAUCACAUAUUGCUCUUUUUGAUAUUUUGUUA
Messenger RNA from Hevea brasiliensis (rubber tree), 1150 nucleotides. RefSeq lists its product as uncharacterized. The record is from RefSeq and is a predicted model, not a curated record. Gene Ontology annotation, cellular component: cytoplasm; eukaryotic translation initiation factor 3 complex. Bases 93 to 980 code for a protein of 295 amino acids. Gene Ontology annotation, molecular function: translation initiation factor activity; RNA binding. The transcript has 2 exons. NCBI's taxonomy places the organism in Eukaryota, Viridiplantae, Streptophyta, Magnoliopsida, Malpighiales, Euphorbiaceae.